UUAAAUCCAAGAGCACAAUGGACAGACUCUUCACUUACAUUCUGUUCCUGUUGAAUUUGUCUGGGACUUUUAGUAAGAGUAAGUACAUUUACAUCGAAGAUCAGAAGACUUGGAAUGCCGCUCAGAAUUACUGCCGGGAAAAGUACACAGACCUGGCCCCUGUUAGUAAUGAACAGGACUUGAACAAACUUCAGAAGAUGAGACCCUCAGGCCUUGUCUGGGUAGGACUGCAAAGAAUUUUAGGCACAAAUAAUUGGACCUGGUCAGGAGGUGGACCAAUGGAGGUUGCUUGGACAAAUACGCAACCCGACAAUGGCGAGUUAGAUACCAAUGGCUAUAUCGAUGACAAAGGACUGAGUGAUGGAAAAGAAGCUGACAGUAGAGCCUUCUUCUGCUACAGUCCAACAGUGGUGAAUGAGAAAAAGACUUGGGAGGAAGCUCUGGAGUACUGCAGAAAGACCUACAGUGACCUCGCCAGUGUGGCAUCAGUGACCGAGAUGUUGCUGAUACAGAGAGAACUGAAAAAGCAAAACACCACAGGUCCCUUCUGGAUUGGAUUGCAUUUCUUCUUUAAAGACUGGCUGUGGGUGGACGGCCAGGAGCUGCGCUACGCAUCUUGGGGUCAAGGGGUAAAACCAACAUGUCCAGAAGUCCAGAGUGCAGAGUGUGCAGCCUUACAGGCAAUGGAAUGGUCGGCCAGUGACACAACCUCGGCUUCUUCUGGCACGUCUGUCAUUGGAAGUGUUUAUCAUUUUUUAGCAAAUACUUUGUGGAGAGAUAAGGCAACUCUUGCUGCAACUGUAUAUAAUAGUGGAGGUGUCUGGGGGGCUCAUAACUGUGAGAAAAAACUUAAUUUUAUUUGCUAUUGAGCAAGUUUGCAAAAUUAAUUUGAAUUACCCUUUAAUAAUUGUGGUUGCUAUACUUUGGUUGUUCAUUUCCAUUUGCAAUUUCUGUUUUGCUCCUUGAUUCUUUUCUUUCUUUCUAUGGUAAAGGGACACUUGAUCAAAUUAAAGAGUGCUGAAUAGAUUUGAAAACAUCAAAACAAUAAACACAGAAAGCAAACUCCGGUAGAUAAAAUGUCAUAAGUAAAUACAAACGAGAUUAGAGUAAUGUCUAUAUUUCAAAAUUAAUAAAAAGUCAGGCUGAAGAAGGAGGAAUUAAGUUUAGUACUAUUAUUUGCACUCAGGUCAGCUUUUUGUCCUGCAAUUUUAGACUGAAAACUGGGUUGUGCAGCAGGAUAUAAGUCCUACAUAAAUACAUACUGGACAAAUAAAACAUAAUUAAUAACAACAUAAGUAUAAUCCUAAAAGUGAAACUAUUUUCAAUCUUUUUUUGUUUGUUUUUUCUUUCUUUUGAUAUAAUGCUAAUCUUUUGGUUUUGGUAGAUUAUCUUUUAAAAUAAUAAACUCUCAUUUCACUCAGUUCCCAAAAUGUUUUAAUUGUUGUGCUUCAUGAUGAGUAAACAGAUAUUGAACUAUGUUGUGACAGAAUUUGGUUCUUUUACUGUAAAUAGAAAUAAUCAUGGUAAACAGAUGGAUGAGUAGGCUGCUUUUUCAGUUUUUCUUUUACUCUCACUACAAUAUCUGAAAGGCAAACCAGUGUAACUCUAGAAGAAGUAGGUGUCUUACAGUAAGUGCUCGGUUAGUGAAUCAGUUAGGCCUAUUAAAUACACAGUGUGUGAUUUUCUCAGGCAAAGGAAAGAAUCACACUACAAAUUAUGGCAGAUUUAAAAAUAAAAACCCAGUUAAAAUAAAAUCCAAGUCAAAUAUCAUCAUUAAAUUUCUUGCUUAGUUGGGGGAGGUCCCAGGAAACCAAUUUCUCUUUCUGACAUUUAGAACACAUGACACAAUUUCCUGUUUUGUUUUUUGUAGCAUGCACUAAAAGAACAUCUAUUUUUAUUAGAUUUGAGUGAUAUGUUAAAAUUUUCCAUCCUUACACAUGCUAGUAUCGAUUAAUUCCUUAUGUCUGUGAUACCUGUAGGAUUAUAGUUCAAACUAUACAUCAAACUGUACAUGAAACUGGUGUACAUUCAAGCAGCAUUUUUAAUGUAGCACAGAACAAACACCAUUGAGCAAACAGGUUGUUAAUUUAUUGCUAAACUGCAUAAAAAAAUGAUUUAGCAGUGACAGGUCACACAAGCUCGUAUGUUUGACACUGGACACAUUUUGAAGUUGGCCAACUGUGGAAUGUGUUACUUGCAGUGGCUGUUCAAUCACAGAAUCUCUGUGAAGUUUGCAAAGCAACACACGUCAUCUCUGGUGACAGCGUUUAAUUAUGCUAGACUUUUAAAAAGCAACAAAAAGCAACAGUGGUGCAGAGAGUCCAAAUACCUAUGUGUACAAAAGCUGCUUAUCUCUGCACAAAAGCCACUAGAUUUUUAGAAGAGACCGCAGUUUGCUCAGAGUUUUGAGAUCUUCGCUAUUUCAUUAAAAAUGCUUUUCUGAUAUGUCAGUUUUGAUGUCAAUAGUUAGCAAUGGAUAGAUAAAAGCUAAAGAUAUAAUGGUACAAUAUAUGGGCUACAAAAGGUCCAGCAAGGUUUGACGCUCUACCUUGUUGGACGCUGGCUGUGUCUGGGUCUGAGUCUGACACCUGCUGGACACUUUAUAUAACUAUCUUUGUGUGCAACUGUGUGCCGUUGACCUGUUUCAACUUACUGAGGAAUGGAUCAGUAUAUUUUAUUUACUUUCAUUUUGCAUAAAGAUAAACCAUAAAAAUGAAAAUGAAAUUUACAAACAAAGGCAGUGAAGAAAAAAACUGUGUAUACACAGGCUGGUCGGUUUUACAAGACCACUGUUUGUGUAACAUGCAAUAUAAAUGCACCUCAAAGAACGUGCAGGGAAAUGUGGACAAUCAUGUCUUUACCAAUUAUUAAGAAAUGACUGUUGCUAAUUUUGGUAAUGACAAUAAAAUACAUAGGGUCAAAGAUAACUGCUUUUUGGGAAAAAUAAUUGGAAGAAAUUAGAAGAUAUCAGUUUGUUGCAAUGUAAGCUUUACCACAGUGAAAAUCUGUUCAAGCAAGAUUUUCACUACAAAGCUGUCAAUAUAAGAAGUCACUUUCUGGAUGUAACCUAUGGAUAUGUAACCACCUAACUAUCUAAAUAAAUAAAUAAAU
This is a messenger RNA of Haplochromis burtoni (Burton's mouthbrooder), 3111 nucleotides long. RefSeq names its product macrophage mannose receptor 1-like. The record is from RefSeq and is a predicted model, not a curated record. The coding region runs from base 18 to 869 and encodes 283 amino acids. The transcript has a single exon. Lineage: Eukaryota; Metazoa; Chordata; Actinopteri; Cichliformes; Cichlidae.